Molecule: messenger RNA, 2415 nt
Organism: Spea bombifrons (plains spadefoot toad)
Lineage: Eukaryota; Metazoa; Chordata; Amphibia; Anura; Pelobatidae
Gene: THNSL1
Product: threonine synthase like 1
Exons: 2
Coding region: 148-2343 (731 amino acids)
Biological process (GO): amino acid metabolic process
Cellular component (GO): cytoplasm
Molecular function (GO): pyridoxal phosphate binding
Source: RefSeq, a predicted model, not a curated record
GCAGAUGGGCGGGUCCUGCAGCACGCAUAGUGACGUAUAUUAUGCUUUGAUAGCCGUGGCCAUGUGCAUACGCCCUUAGGUGUGCAGAUUGGCUGCCUUUUCUUGGAUUUUGUUUACCGGUUUCCAUACUUGAAACUAACAACAAACAUGCCUUUAUUUAAUGUACAGUCAGCAUCUAGUUUGCUAAAGCUAUUCUUUUCGAAGCCCUUGAAACAUUCGGAACUCCGGAAAUUAUGGUUAUCAACUCACAGCUCUCUCUUAGGAGACAAAAAUCUGAUACUUAUGGGACCUCCAGGCUCUGGGAAGACAUCAGUAGGUCGAGUACUUGGCCAGAAGCUGGGCUGCCCAGUCAUAGAUGUUGACGAUGAUGUCCUUGAAAAAAACUGGAACAUGAGUGUUUCAGACAAAUUGCAGGAUGUUGGCGAUGAACAAUUUUUAGAAGAGGAAGGAAAAGCCCUUUUAAAGUUUUCGGCAUCUGGAAGUGUAAUUUCCCUUACCGGGUCCAACCCUCUUAACGCUCGUAGCAUGGAGCACACAAGGAAAAAUGGAAUAGUUGUUUAUCUCGAUGUCCAAGCAGAGGAUAUUGUUGAGAGGCUCGAAGUUAUGAAAGUCGAUCGCAUUGUUGGCCAAAAGUCCGGAGCUUCAAUUGGUGACAUACUUCGGAAAAGAAAACAUUUCUAUAAAAAAUGGCAUGAUGUGCGUGUGCUUUGCCAGACCGGGGACAGUAUAGAAGUUCUGGCUGACAAAGUAAUUGGUGCUGUUAAAAGAUAUCAGAACCUUGAGUCGGAAACAUUUGUUUCCACUAGGUGUACACGUUCAGAUCUAAACCCACAAAAGGACAACAUCAAAUACUUCUGUGAUGCUGUUCUGGAAGGUUUGAGUCCUGACGGUGGACUGUAUGUCCCAGAAAAAGGUCUGCCAGAGCUCACACCAGGGGAAUGGCAGCGAUUAGUUAAGUCAACAUACACUGAGAGAGCACACAUAAUAUUAGAAAGAUGCAUACAUCCUGCAGAUGUCCCUCCAGUUGUCCUUGGAGAAAUUAUCGAGAAAGCUUAUGGAGAAAAUUUUGCUUGUAAUAAAGUUGCUCCGGUAAGACACUUGGUGGGAAACCAGUAUGUUCUUGAACUUUUUCAUGGACCAACAGCAUCCUUUAAGGAUUUAGCCUUGCAGUUCAUGCCUCAUUUAUUUGCUUACUGUAUUCCGAAAAUGGGUAACUAUCUUGUCCUUGUAGCCACUUCUGGAGACACCGGUAGCGCUGUUUUGGACGGCUUUAGUCGCAUCGAUGAGAUUGACAAACAAAGAAUUGCUGUCUUUUGCCUGUAUCCCGAAAAUGGAAUAAGCCCUAUACAAAAAUCACAAAUACUUGCUUGCCAAGGACAGAAUGGACGGGCAUUGGGAGUGCAAUCUGAUUUUGAUUUCUGCCAGACUGCCAUAAAAGAAAUGUUUAAUGACGCCGAUUACACCGGCUUUCUGACUGCUGAAUAUGGAACAGUUUUAAGUACUGCGAAUUCAAUAAACUGGGCAAGACUGCUCCCCCAGGUUAUCUACCACGCAUCUGCAUACCUUGACCUUGUUAGCCAAGGUGUAGUCCCGUUCGGAAGCCCAGUUGACGUAUGCAUUCCCACAGGAAACUUUGGUAACAUAUUAGCUGCCUUCUAUGCCAGGCAAAUGGGAAUACCUAUCCGAAAGUUUAUCUGUGCCUCUAACCAAAAUCAUAUUUUAACUGACUUUAUAAAAACAGGGCACUAUGAUCUCAGGGGUAGACAACUACAGCUGUCAUCUUCUCCUGCAAUUGACAUUCUCAAGUCCUCCAACUUAGAAAGAUAUUUGCAUUUCAUUUCAAACAACGAUGGGCAUCUUGUUAGAGAGCUCUAUGGACAGUUGCAAAAUCAGGGCCACUUCCGCUUGCCGAAUAACUUGGCUCAGCUUCUACGUCAGGAUCUGGUUGGUGACUGGUGUUCCGAGAAAGACUGUUUAGCUGCGAUCCAUUCAGUCUACAAUGCAACGGGAUACAUUUUAGACACCCAUACAGCUGUUGCCAAAGUGGUGGCGGACAGAGUGCAGGACAGGACUUGUCCAGUUCUCAUCUCGUGUACUGCUCAUUACUCCAAGUUUGCACCUGUUAUUUUACAAGCCUUGGGUAUUGACGAUGUUAAACAAAGCCCUUUAACCCAGCUUCAGAUACUGGAUUCCUUCAAGCCUUUGCCGCCGGCUCACACGACCCUGCUAACCACGCUGAAACAGAAAGACAGGCAGACAAGAGAGAUUUGCACAGCCGAUUCAAACAUUGUGAUGGGCCAUGUGGAAAGCUUCAUUCAAAAUCAAUUUUUCAAAGCCCUCUAACGUUUUACAUCACAGAUGCUUGAUAAGGAACAAAGCAAUAGCUGCGUAGUUUCCACCAAAACAUAUUAGUGG